Beauveria bassiana ARSEF 2860 is the source of this 1176-nucleotide messenger RNA. Its product is annotated as quercetin 2,3-dioxygenase. Lineage: Eukaryota; Fungi; Ascomycota; Sordariomycetes; Hypocreales; Cordycipitaceae. The record is from RefSeq and is a predicted model, not a curated record. The transcript has a single exon. The coding region runs from base 1 to 1176 and encodes 391 amino acids.
AUGAAGUUUUCCGGAGCAGCAUUGGCUGCACUAGCCUCACUUGUGUCCGGCACCGAGUGCAAGAGCAGCGGCAGCGGCAGCGGCAGCGGCAAUAACACGCUUACCGUGGACACGGCGCCGGACUUUGUGCGUCCCUAUGUGCUGCCGCGUUUCCACGGCAAGGCCGUCAUGCUCACCAAGACGCAAACCAUUACCUUUUCUAUCACCUCCAACUCUUCCGGCGGCGCCUUCACCCUGGUGCAGCACAACGGCAAGGUAACCACCUGGCUGAACGCGCGCCCUCACGUACACAAGACGUACCAUGAGCACUUUUACUGCUCCCGCGGCCGUGUCGAGCUCUGGACCAAGGAAAACACCACCAGCGGCGAGGAAGAGGCCCGCGUCGCCAGCUUUGGCGACUACGGCAACGUCCCGCCGGGCGUCAUCCACACUUUCCAGCUCAUCGACCCGGACUCGCAGCUGACGCACGCCUUUCACCCGGCGGGCUUCGAGAAGCUGUUUGACGACGUGUCGGGCGGCCAGUUUGCGUCGGGCGUGCACGCGCCGUACGUGCCGGACCCCGUCGACGAGCAGCCGUACGGGCCCAUGACGCCGGAGCUGCACGCGCUGUUUGAGCCGCUGGAUCUGUACGCCGUGCCCGAGCAGCAGUACAUUCCGCGCCGCGACUUUGUCAACGGCACGGCGAGCUCCGAGGGCCUAAACUGGCACAACGGCACCAACGAGCUGCCGACGGACAAUACGAAGCCGUACUUUGUCGCAAACAACUACGGCCCCAAGUUCCUCAACACGGACAAGGGCUACAAGGUCAUUCAGCCCAUUUCGACGGUGGACAACUCGCACAACCACAACUUUACCAUGGGCACCAUCAUCAUGUCCCCGAAGCGCGACAACGAGACCGAGGAGCACGUUACCCUGCCCCACCACCUUGGUAUUCAGAUGGACGACGGCCAGCUCGUGCUGUCUGUCGAGGGCUACAAGAAGACAUAUCUCCUGCAGGGCGAUGUUGCCUUUAUCCCCGCCGGCACGCCCUUUAGCUACCACGCUACCGUGCCUUUUACCAAGUUUCUCUAUCUCAAUGCAGGCCCGCACGGUCUCGAGUACGAGCUGCUGAAUCGCAGCGUCUCGUGGGGGUUCCCCUCUUACCCCGUCGAUGCUGGAUUCAAGGCCGUCCCUUGA